CCACGUGUGUUUGUCGUGGCGGCCGUGGAAACAACAUCGCAAGAGGCUGGCGUCGACGAAACGGGCGGCAGGGGAACGUCCGGUGGCGGGCAUGCAAGCAUGCGCAGGUGUUGGUGCAGGUCAGGGCGGAAGACGACCUACAACUGCGGAGCCUCCAUGGCGGUACGACCCAUCUUUGUACAGGCAUCUAGAGUCAUGGGAGACACCACUGCCCCCGUCGGACGAGGAGCCGGAGACGGAAGAACUUCCAACGUUGCCUCUUGCCAGCGGGUCGACACAGCUGUUGUCGCAGACGGUGCAAGCAGGCGGGUCGACUAGCAACGAAGGCGGCGAGUUCACCUCACUGCUGCACCAAGGCUUGGGAGACGACGACGACGGCGGAGUUGAUCUCAGGUUCGGGUUGUGUUCUGGCGGCGCUAGGGAGGCGAGCCGUACGUUCAUCAUCGACACCGAUCCUUCGCCACGUGGCGUUCAACAUGUUGUUCGUAGUCGAUCCGUUGGGUGUGGCGGCAGAGGUGGCGCCAGCGACGACGGCGGGAAGUCUGCGACGUACCGGUCUCCGGAAGACCAAAUGCUCCUGGUGAGAUGCAAGCGGGAGCAAGACAUGCACCUCGUCGGGCUGGGUCACAAUUACAGUCGGAUGCAGACCAAGGAGUGGAAGUGGGACGACAUUGCGAAGCGCAUGGCGAACGCGGGGAGGCCUAGAGACGUGGACGACUGCAUGAAGAAGUGGGACAAUCUCUUCCAAAACUACAAGAAGAUACAGAGGUUUCAGAAUGCGAGCGGCCAGCCAGAUUUCUUCAGGCUAUCAAAUGAAGAAAGGAAGGAGCACAACUUCAAGUUACGGAUUGAGAGGGUGUUGUACAACGAGAUCCACGCAGGCAUGGUGGGCAACCACACCAUUUUCCCUCCCAACGUCGCCGACACUGGAAGUCCGGACGGGGUGCAGCUGCCCAGGCGAGGAGCGGGUGGUGGGGAGUCUGUUGGUAGUGAGGCCGGUGGUGAAGGUUUCCCUGAAGAACGUUCUUUUGCGAGGGGCUCCGACAACGACGCAGGCAGUGGGGCUGGAGGCGGGAAGCGGAAGAAUGCGCGUCAACAGGCGUUGGAGUCGAUCGCUGAUGUUAUGGACCGCCAUGGCGAACUGAUGUCGUCGACGAUCGAAUCGUCUAGCAAGCGGCAAUGCAGCAUAUUCACGAGGCAAUGCAACAUACUCGAGCAGGAAGUUGCAGUCCAAAAAGCGCACUAGGUGGCGUCCGAUGAGACGCAGAGGAUGAUGUGCCACACACUUAUGGAGAUCGCUGCCGCCAUC
Molecule: messenger RNA, 1309 nt
Organism: Chara braunii
Lineage: Eukaryota; Viridiplantae; Streptophyta; Charophyceae; Charales; Characeae
Source: the annotation of a GenBank genome assembly